Molecule: messenger RNA, 2319 nt
Organism: Amaranthus tricolor (Joseph's coat)
Lineage: Eukaryota; Viridiplantae; Streptophyta; Magnoliopsida; Caryophyllales; Amaranthaceae
Product: fasciclin-like arabinogalactan protein 15
Exons: 3
Coding region: 299-1714 (471 amino acids)
Source: RefSeq, a predicted model, not a curated record
AUACGGACUACGGAGUAUUACAAUAGCACUACUCUACUUCCUAAAUACAACCACAAAACUAAACUGAACGACACUCUUCUACCAAACAAUAGUUAUACUUUCUCUCUCUCUCUUUUCUCUCCAUUUCUCUUCUCCUUCUUCUCCCUCCAUUCUUCAUUCUUCUUCCUUCUUCACAAUUUCCUCAAUUUAAAUUUUCUCUCUUUUGAAGCGUCCAUUGAAAUUGAAACUGUUAUUGUGAUUGCUCUUAUAGAUCCACAUUUUGUUUCUUCCUUCUCAUUCUACCUCCACCUUGGCCGCCAUGGAUGGAAUUCAAGUUCACAUCUAUGGCUGUCUAUUGAUUUUUAUUGUAUUAUCUUUAUCCGCCACUACGGCAUUGCCUGCUCGUCCGGCUAAGACCACUACAAUUACUUCCACUUCUUCUCCGAGUCAAGUUAAUUCUAACUCAGUUCUUGUUGCAUUGCUUGACUCACAUUAUACCGAGUUAGCUGAGCUCGUUGAGAAAGCUCUUCUUUUACAAAAACUUGAAGAUGUUGUUGGCCACAAAAAUAUUACCAUCUUUGCUCCAAAGAAUGAAGCUUUAGAGCGUGAUUUAGACCCCGAUUUUAAACGGUUUUUACUUGAACCCGGGAAUCUUCAUUCUCUUCAAACUUUGCUUCUUUUCCAUUUCAUUCCUGUCCGAGUCAACUCAGACGAGUGGCCGAGUCAUAACUCGGAUGGUAUCCACCACCUUACUUUGUCCAAUCAAAAGGUUCAUUUAUACCAUCAUAAAAAAUCGGGGGAGAAAACUGUGGAUCUUGCGAAGGUUAUCCGACCAAAUGAUUUAAUCCGACCCGAUGGUGUGAUCCAUGGGAUUGAAAGAUUAUUGGUUCCACAAUCCGUAUUGGAAGAUUUCAACCGCCGUCGUAAUCUCCGCUCCAUAUCCGCCGUAUUACCCGAAGGUGCCCCGGUGGUUGACCCGAGAACAAAUAAAUUAAAGAAAAGUAAAAAAACGGGUCCACCACCACCACCCGGAGCACCACCCGCUCUACCCAUUUAUGCCGCAAUGGCACCAGGUCCAUCAUUGGCCCCAGCUCCCGCUCCAGGACCAGGUGGGCCCCACCAUCAUUUUGAUGGCGAGGCCCAAGUAAAAGACUUCAUUACAACCCUACUACAUUAUGGUGGUUACAAUGAAUUAGCCGAUAUUUUAGUUAAUCUUACAUCAUUAGCAACCGAAAUGGGAAGAUUAGUUUCAGAAGGGUAUGUAAUUACAGUUUUAGCUCCUAAUGAUGAAGCAAUGGCAAAGCUUACAACGGAUCAAUUAUCCGAACCCGGAGCUCCGGAACAGAUUAUGUAUUAUCAUAUGAUACCCGAAUAUCAGACCGAAGAAAGUAUGUAUAAUGCUGUAAGAAGAUUUGGGAAGAUAAAGUAUGAUACUUUGAGAUUACCACAUAAAAUUAGUGCCGAAGAAGCUGAUGGGUCGGUUAAAUUCGGGCAAGGUGAUGGUUCGGCUUAUUUAUUUGACCCGGAUAUUUAUACGGAUGGUAGAAUUUCUGUUCAAGGGGUUGAUGGAGUUUUAUUUCCUUUGGAAGAAAAGGAUGAUAAAAGUGAUAGUAUUGAGAAAUCUACUCCUGUUAGUACUAAGCUUGUCUCUCCCAAGUCUAGAAGAGGGAAAUUGCUGGAAACAACAUGUUGGAUGCUAGGCACCAUGAGACAGCAGUUUGAUUCUUGCCAAUGAACGACACGCAGUCUCGGGGCUUACAGUUAGGCAUCACAAAAAACAACAAGAUGUAAAAUUGGUGAAAAAAGUGAACAGCUUCAGACGGUCACACAAUAUUAGAGAGUGAUGUUAAUACAGUUUUCCCUUCUUUUUUCUUUUUUUUUUUCCUCGGUGAAGCAUAUUUCACGAAAUAUAUUGAAGGGGUAAAAUGGGGAAUGCAUGUUAGGGGAGCCUAAGUAGGAAUGUGCAAAAAAAUCCCCAAUUUAUUACCAUAAAGUUCCUGCAUAGUCCCUCCCCAGAAAGAGAUAAAAAGAUCAGAAGCUGCUGUAGUUAUAAAUAUGAGUAUACAGCUAAGUAAUGUUAAAAAAAAAAAAACAAUUGUAUUUUUUAAUUUUAUUUUUAUUAAUUGUUGGUGAUGGUGAAAGGUGUCGGUGGUGGUGGUGGGGUGGAAGGGCAAUUAAUUUUGUGUGAUUGGAGAGAGUUGGUAGGGCAAAGGUGGCAUUCACAUUCAGCAACUUUGUCCAAAUAACCUCUUCUUUAAUAAAGAAAUUUGGAAAUACACCCAAAUAGCUGUGCAUUUCAAUAAUAAUAAUAAAAAAACUUGAUUCUUUUGUGUUCAUAAA